CUGCCAAUCGGCGCGCCUCUACCAACGCCCCUUAAAGGCGCAGCCACCGCCUCCGGAGCCGGGGCGAACCAAUUCCUCGGUUGCGGCCCCCACCUGCAGUAUGGAGUCGUCUCGGGGGCGGCCCGGGCCCGAGACGGACCUUCUGGCUGUAGCGGAACAGCAGGCCGCAAUCUUCGGCGGCGGACCGGGCCGAACGUCCUCUGAGCCGCCCUCAGGCCUCCGGGUGUCCGGGGAGGAAGAGGCCGAGAACGUUGGGGGCGCGAACCGCUACCCCAGGACGUCCCCGAAGACGUCAAGCUGCGGCGUCGUCCACCGGCCGGAACGGGAGGCUCUCGAGAAAGAGCCUGGCCCUCAAGGGACGCCGUCUGGGGCCGGGAGCCUCAGUGGGGCGCCGGGUGCAGAGCACGAACCGUCCCCGUCCUUCCGGCACAAGGACCCAGCGCCACCCGAGGGCAAACCCGCCUCCGGGAGGGACUGCCGUCGAGGGGGACCUGGCGGCGGGAUGGAUGUUGAGCAGCAGGAGGAAGAAGACAACGACGAGGAGGCGGCCGCGGGCGGCAGAGCCAGCCGCUCGUUCUCCAGCCGCCUUCAGGACAGCCGCAGCCUGGACGGGCUGAGCGAGGCGUGCGGUGGCGCCGGGUCCUCAGGGAGUGCCGAGUCCGGCGCGGGCGGCGGACGCCGCGCCACCAUCUCCAGUCCCCUGGAGCUCGAGGGCACAGUGAGCCGCCACGGCGACCUCACCCACUUUGUCGCCAACAACCUGCAACUCAAGAUCCGUCUGAGCGGCGCCCCUCCACCCCCGCCUUCUGCCCCUGCGCGGCCCUGCCCAGUGCCUGCACCCACACCCACACCAGCUAUUCCCCCCAUCGACCCCGAGGUGCUGCGGGAUCUGGAGCGGUUGAGUCGGGAGCUGGGAGGCCGGGUGGACCGUCUGCUUCGCGGUCUGGGUGGCGCGGUGCAGGAGCUGACGGCGCUCAGCGUGGGCUGCAUCCAGACCUACCGCGACGCUGUGGACUCCUUAGGUGAAGCCGUGGACAUGAGCAUCAAGGGCAUGUACACCCUGCUGGCGCGCUGCGAGGAGCUGGAGCGGGCUCUGCAGCCGGUUCAGGGGCUGGCUCGCCAAGUUCGGGAUAUCCGACGUACUCUGGAGGUGUUGGAGGCCCUGUGCAAGUGACCAGGAGGACAGGAGAGGCCGGGCCUGGCCAGGGCAGGGCCCAGCAGGACCCUAAGGACUCUUCAGGGAGUCCUGGUGGGAAGUGCCCACUGAGGGGAAGCCUGUGUGUUGGAGGCUCUUCCAGAUGCGUUCAGCUGGCCCGCGCCCACUCGCUGGGCCUUAGGCUGGUGUAUAUGGGGAAGUUGUAACGGCUUUCCUGGUGGGAAGGGAUGUUGCUCUGCUUUUAUACAGUUGGCCAUCUGUAGCUACCCUGUUCUUCCCAACUCUCCUCCCUAGCUAGAGCACCAGCCCUGGGAACACAGGGCUUUAGGUCUGCUUCAAGGUGAGGACGUGACUCCCACAUGUAAUCAGGAGAAAGGGACAGAGGAAGCCCCAGCCCCCACUGUGGCUAUCCUGACUUCAGUGGCCACAUCUCAGGUGCCAGGGGCUGUGGGAGCUUGAGCCGUCCUUGGCCAAACACACCGCAGGCAAGGAUGCACCCCUGCGGAUGGAUAGCCUUCUGCUUCUGCCCUCUGGCCCUCUACCAUACCACUUCCCCAGCCAGAACCGGGGUGCAGCUAGGAGGAAUGGGUUGCACGGCGGAGGGGGGGUGAGGUGGGAGGCGUCUCACUGCUCUCAGGGUUCAGAUAGAAUGUUGCUGGUUUUGAAGCCCACCUGUUGUGGAGUGUUCUCAUCAGUUUUGGCUUUCUGAGAUUUUGUGGAAUUAAAGUGCUGCUGCUGCGAAGGCUGAGGCUGA
Mandrillus leucophaeus (drill) is the source of this 1910-nucleotide messenger RNA. It is a transcript of the gene BORCS6, whose product is annotated as chromosome unknown open reading frame, human C17orf59. Gene Ontology annotation, biological process: lysosome localization. The coding region runs from base 101 to 1174 and encodes 357 amino acids. The transcript has a single exon. NCBI's taxonomy places the organism in Eukaryota, Metazoa, Chordata, Mammalia, Primates, Cercopithecidae. Gene Ontology annotation, cellular component: BORC complex. The record is from RefSeq and is a predicted model, not a curated record.